AUGCCGCGUUUAAUUUCGGCUGCGCUUCUUGCAAUUGGGUUGACUUUGGUCAAUGGGAGUGCUUCGAAUAGUCAUGGGGCAAUCAAGAAACCCGGGCACUCUGCGGAGACCAGACAGCCCAACUUCGUCUUUAUCAUGACGGAUGAUCAGGACUUACAUCUUCACUCAUUGGACUAUAUGCCAAAGCUGCAGCGACACAUUGGUGACGAAGGCACGGUCUUUGAGCGCCAUUUUUGUACUAUUGCUGUCUGUUGUCCGUCGCGGGUUAGUUUGAUGACUGGCAAGCUGGCGCAUAAUACCAAUGUCACCGAUGUUUAUCCUCCAUAUGGUGGAUAUCCCAAGUUCAUCGCAGAAGGCCACAAUGAUAACUACCUGCCCAUCUGGUUACAAGAUGCAGGCUAUAACACAUACUACACCGGAAAGUUUCUGAACGCACAUUCAACUUCCAACUAUAACAACCCAUAUCCUAAAGGCUGGAACGGCACAAAUUUCCUGCUGGACCCAUCAACAUACAGCUACUGGAACUCCACUUUCCAACACAACCACGAUAAACCCGUUGUAUCGGAUGGCUACUCAACCGAUCUAAUCUCGCGCCAUGCUCUCGACUUCAUCGAAGAGGCCCAUGCCUCUGAUCGCCCGUUCUUUCUCGGGAUUACUCCCAUUGCACCGCAUGCGAAGACGGCCGAGGUAGAGGGUUCAUCGAUCCCAGCCUUCACUGAUCCAGUACCGGCCCCCCGACAUGCGAAUAAAUUUCCCAAUGCGAGGAUUCCGCGAGGAGGGAACUUUAAUCCAGAUACUCAAAGCGGUGCCAGUUGGAUCUUGAAUCUGCCCCAGCUCAACGCUAGCGAGGUUACGUAUAUGGAUGGGUAUUACCGCCACCGAAUUCAAUCCCUUCAAGCCGUUGACGAUCUUGUUGAGAGUGUGGUCAAAAAGCUCGAGGACUACGGCCUUCUGGAUAAUACCUAUAUCUUCUACACAUCCGAUAACGGAUACCACGCCGGACAGCAUCGUAUGGUUCCAGGCAAAGGCUGUCCCUACGAAGAGGACAUCAAUAUCCCUAUGAUUGGUCGAAAAGUUGAUUUUGUCACGUCGCAUACCGACAUUGCUGCGACUUUGUUCGAUUUGGCUGGUAUACCCUUGAGAGAGGACUUUGACGGAACCCCGAUGCCUUUGACAGCCUCGGAAAUGCGAGGCGCAAAGUCUGAUCCGCGAAGAGAGCACGUUUCUGUUGAGUACUGGGGUACGAAUCUCCAGGAGGGUGAUAUCGGCCGCGUCUCGCCAACGGGAGCUGGCGUAGUCUAUUAUAAUAAUACCUACAAAGCUAUGCGGGUUAUUGGGGACUCUUACAAUCUUUUCUAUUCUGUUUGGUGUACUGAUGAGCAUGAACUUUACGACUUGACAAAUGACCCAUACCAGAUGCGAAAUCUGAUCAACACCAAGAAAACAUUAUUGGGUCGAGAUAUAAAGAAAGUGAUAUCUCGAUUAGACGCCCUCCUGCUCGUACUCAAGAGCUGCAAAGGCUCGGACUGUACACUCCCCUGGCAGGUUCUACAUCCGAAUAAAAAGGUCACCAGUCUCUCCGAGGCACUAAGCUCCAAGUACGAUAAAUUCUACGCUGCGCAGCCGGAUAUCAGCUUCUCGGCAUGUGAGCUGGGUUAUUUGCCGGGGUCGGAGGGGCCGCAGGAGGGGUAUGCGUAUCGACGGGGUGGGGAUUGGAGUUAUUGGGCCUAG
Molecule: messenger RNA, 1731 nt
Organism: Penicillium cosmopolitanum
Lineage: Eukaryota; Fungi; Ascomycota; Eurotiomycetes; Eurotiales; Aspergillaceae
Product: sulfatase family protein
Exons: 6
Coding region: 1-1731 (576 amino acids)
Biological process (GO): phenol-containing compound metabolic process
Molecular function (GO): arylsulfatase activity; glycosaminoglycan binding; N-acetylglucosamine-6-sulfatase activity
Source: RefSeq, a predicted model, not a curated record